Molecule: messenger RNA, 4785 nt
Organism: Misgurnus anguillicaudatus (oriental weatherfish)
Lineage: Eukaryota; Metazoa; Chordata; Actinopteri; Cypriniformes; Cobitidae
Gene: nlgn3b
Product: neuroligin 3b
Cellular component (GO): membrane
Molecular function (GO): neurexin family protein binding
Source: RefSeq, a predicted model, not a curated record
ACGUGUGGUGAAUGAGACGAAGCCUUGCUCAUUCGCCGUAUUUACUUAUUUAUUUUGUUUUGCUGCCGGUUUGUAAUAUCGCAAGUGUCCCUUCGGUUGCCUGGCAACGCGCGUGGCAGUGGGCGCUCCUGACCUUGCGUCCGCGACCGCGCACAACGCGCGCGCUUAAAAUAGACCCGGGGAGAUUGACGUUAAUUGAAAAUAAGAAAAACGCAAGAAGAGCGGAGCGUCGUUCACGCGGCUCGACGGGGAAACGCGGGCACGUUGGAUGGUGAUAAUGUUGAGAUAUGAGAUGUUCUCGGUGCACGCUCGGAUGCGAUACAGACUGAGAGAUUCGGCAGGUUUGUGGUCAAAUGCUGGAAAAUGAACAACUUCACCCACUGAGAUACCUGCCAAUAGAAUGGAGUGUUUGGUGGUGCACACCUGGCUGUGGAGACGCCCACUGGAUUUACCUGCACGUGUGGCGUGUGUUUAAGUCCUAGCGUGUAGUUUUGUACAAGCAGCAAGCAUAAUUAAGCUACAUUCAGCGUUUAUUUCUUCAAACAAGUGUGUGUUGUUAAAAGGAACCAUGUGGCGCACACAAUCACCAACUUACCUGCCGCUUACCCACCUGCUCUGCCGACCUCUGACUUUUGCCCUGUGUUGGCUCCUCUUGUGGUUAAUGCGGUCAGUCUCCAUGGCAACAGCGCUGACCUAUCAGCCGACAGUAAACACAGCACUUGGCAGACUUAGGGGUAUGCGGGUUGCUGUGGCGACAGAGGGCCUGGGCCCAGUGGAUCAGUACCUGGGUGUGCCUUACGCUGCACCACCUGUGGGGGAGAAGCGCUUCAUGCCGCCCGAUGCUCCGUCAGCCUGGUCCGGCGUACGGAACGCCACCCGCUUCCCUCCUGUUUGCCCGCAGACUGUUCGCAACGCAGUGCCCGACAUCAUGAUGCCUGUGUGGGCCACCUACAACCUUGACACAGUCGCUACCUACCUGCAAGAGCAGAGUGAAGACUGUCUGUAUCUGAAUAUUUACGUACCCACACAACGUGGCACAAAGAGAACAGGCGACAUGUCAGCUGAAACCGAGCGUACAGAGGAUGAUGGACUCCGGGAUUCUCGCGAUGACCCUCGUCCUGUGAUGCUGUUUAUUCACGGUGGCUCGUACAUGGAGGGCACUGGAAAUAUUAUGGACGGCAGUGUGCUGGCCAGCUACGGCAAUGUCAUUGUUAUCACCCUCAACUACAGGGUUGGAAUAUUGGGAUUUUUAAGCACAGGUGACCAGGCUGCUAAAGGGAAUUACGGUCUUCUGGAUCAGAUUCAGGCUCUGCGCUGGAUCAAUAAGAACAUUGGAUAUUUUGGUGGCGAUCCUGGCCGUGUAACAGUGUUCGGCUCAGGAAUCGGAGCGUCCUGUGUCAGUUUGCUUACUCUUUCGCAUCAUUCUGAAGGUUUGUUUCACAGAGCAAUCAUUCAGAGUGGGUCAGCUUUGUCCAGCUGGUCAGUCAAUUAUCAGCCAGUGAAAUACACACGUCUUCUUGCAGAGCGUGUUGGCUGUAAUGUUCUUGACACACACGACCUGGUCCUCUGCAUGCAGAAGCGUAGCUACAGGGAGUUGGUUGAGCAGGAAAUUCAGCCAGCACGCUUUCAUGUGGCCUUUGGCCCUGUAAUCGAUGGUGACCUCAUACCUGAUGACCCCGAAGUGCUCAUGGAGCAGGGAGAGUUCCUUAACUACGACAUCAUGUUGGGCGUCAACCAGGGGGAGGGGUUCCGCUUUGUAGAGGGCGUGGUGGAGCCAGAGGAGGGCGGAGUUUCCGGAUCGGAUUUUGACUUUGCCGUAUCAGAUUUUGUGGAUGGUCUCUAUGGGUAUCCAGAAGGGAAGGACACGCUCAGAGAGACCAUAAAGUUCAUGUAUACAGACUGGGCAGAUCGAGAUAAUCCCGAGACUCGACGCAAGACUCUCGUGGCCAUGUUUACGGAUCAUCAAUGGGUAGAGCCAGCGGUGGUCACGGCCGACCUGCAUGCGCGUUACGGUUCUCCAACCUUCUUCUAUGCGUUCUACCAUCACUGCCAAAGCCCCAUGAAACCUCCAUGGGCGGAUUCUGCACAUGGCGAUGAGCUGCCCUAUGUGUUUGGCAUUCCACUUAUUGGCCCGACCGAUCUCUUUCCCUGUAACUUCUCCCGCAAUGACAUCAUGCUGAGUGCUGUCGUCAUGACCUACUGGACCAACUUCGCAAAGACCGGGGAUCCAAACAAGCCAGUUCCCCAAGAUACCAAGUUCAUCCACACUAAGGCAAACCGUUUCGAGGAAGUGACCUGGGCCAAGUACAGCCCUCAUGACCAGCUCUACCUGCAUAUUGGGCUCAAGCCGCGUGUUCGGGAUCAUUACCGUGCAACUAAAGUUGCUUUUUGGAAGCAUCUGGUGCCUCACCUGUACAACCUGCAUGACAUGUUUCACUACACGUCCACCACCACAAGAGUCCCACCUCUUCUGACAACACACAGCUCUCACAGCUCAACACCCCGUCCAGGGAGCAACAAGGCCCGUACCCCUGGUAAACAAACACCGCAGUCCACGGCACGCAGCGGGCCACUCGUCAUCGCCAACCCGCGAGAUUACUCCACGGAGCUGAGCGUCACUAUCGCCGUCGGGGCUUCUCUCCUCUUCCUAAACGUCCUGGCAUUUGCCGCCCUGUACUAUCGCAAGGACAAACGGAGUCGACAGGACACGCCCCCUCAGACAGCACCUCAGCGCCAAACCCCGCCCAAUGACCUCAGUUACACACCCACCUCCAUUUCAGGAGGUAACCAAGAGGAAGGCUCAUUGUGCGACCCCCUCCGCCAGACCCCAGCGUCAUCUCCGCGGGAUUACUCCCUCACGCUUCGGCGGUCACCGGAUGACAUCCCCCUCAUGACACCGAGCUCCUGCGCCAUGACACCGAAUAGUGGCACUAUGACACCCAACACUGUAACCUUGACACCCAACAGUGUUACCAUGACACCCAACACCAUUACCAUGUCACCCAAUUCUUUGAUGGGAUAUCCCAGCAUGCACCCUUACAACACUUUCACACACGGAUACAACUCCACCACUCUGCCCCACCCGCACUCAACAACACGUGUAUAACAAGCAACACAAUCUCAUACUCUGAACGUCACAACCCUACACCAGAAUCCCAGCGACAUUCAACUCAUUCGUGUAAACCAGAUCAAACCGGUGCAAACUGUUCUUAAGAAGUACAACAGAAGGUGAACCCAAUACACAACAUGAGCACAAUCACCUCAGAUUUACCGCACUGGUAGGAAACAGUGCAACGCGUCAAACCAGGAUGAACAAUGCAUCAGUAUAUAAACAACAAUAAACGGUGUCAGCGUUACACUGUGACUUUUGUCUAAAGAUACAACAUUAUUAUAGGAGUAGACACUUCUCUGUGGAUAAAGACUAAAGUGAAUGGUCAGACUACCUGAGGGAGCGCUGCAAUACUUCAGCUGACUCUAGGUGGCACUACAAGACUCAAAAAUCCUGCAGGUGGUUGGAUCCACAGAGGAGCACUGAGUAAGAACAGUAGGGCCACUGAGUCCCAUCAUUGGUUCAGAAUACCAUUAUGAACCAACCAAGCACUUAUUAUAAGAUAUAUAUAUAUAUAAUAACAUAAAAUAACAAACAUAUUAACGAUUAUUGUACAGCUAUAACAUAUGUAUUAACGUCAAUGUACAGACAGCUUUUUUGAAUGUGUUGGAAAAAUAAUUUCUAAUCGUUUUUAAGAUCAGAUUAUUUCCAUAGCAAAGAAGCUUGGAUUUUUUUUUCUUGAUGAUCACAAUGUAUUUUAUAACAUCUCUCCUGUUUUGAUUCUGAACCAGUGAAAGAUACAAUUUACUUUUGGUAUAACCGAUUCAUUUAGUUGUAGAUUAUACAAACAGUUUAAAUCAAUUGUUUUUAAGAACAUAAUAUUUGUGUAAUGAUUAUUAUUGAUUGAGAGAGAAAGAAAGAGAGAGAGAGAGAGAGAGAGAGAGAGCGAAUAAUGUAAAAUUUUCAAGUUAAACAUCUUUAGAUAAUUUGUCUUGCUAAAUGUUAUCAUUUUGUGAUACUGCUUUUUGAUCAUUUAAAAUCUGUAUUGUAUCUGAGUUCGAUAGGUUUUGUGAAAUGUUAAACUUUAAAAACAUUGAGAUUCUUUUUGGUAUUUAUCAGUGAUACGACAUCACUCAUACAGUAAUAUAACGUCACUCACGCUGUGAUGUGACAUCACUCAUGCUGUGAAAUGACAUAAAGGCUUUGCUAAGAAUUUAUGAUGUUACUCUUUCCUAUGAAACAUGAAUGUGGUGACACGUUAUCAACACAGGGCUUCUCUGAUGAAGGCGAUUCUGAAACGUUGCAUUUACUUUGGAACCGCACAGGGAAUAUAAUCGUGUAGUAAUGGUGUCAUAGCCUGCCAGAUGGUUAGAUUAUUCAUGUUACCUGCUGUAGACUAACCAUCCCCGGCAUGUAUUUUGUGCCAAAUUUGCGAUACGGUUUCCUUGGCAACCAGCAGAACGUUUGUCUGUUAAUGUGUUUGUGUGAAAGUUCAACAGCUUUAUAAAAGAAUUUGCAGUAUUUACAACGGUUCGAAUUCAUCUGGACUAUGAAAGGGAAAGACAUUGGAAAAUGGAUGCAUGGAGUCACACGAUACCAGUGUGUGUCUCUCCUGGCUGAGGUUGACCUGUGUGCACCUGCUCAGGUCUGUCGGUUCAACAGCUUGCAGAAGUCUGUUCUUUUAUACUCUGUACAUUUCUGCCUCAAAUUUGCAGUAAAUAUUGAGUUUGCCUAAA